AUGAAGAAGAAUAUUAUGGAGCAGGAAACCAGUAAGGUCAUCACUGAGAAGCAGGGCAUCGUCACGAUUCUUGGCCCGUCUGACUCCGAAAGAACCAAAGCAGCUUCCCUGCGACGAACACUGUCCGCAGACAUGUCCUCCAAGAGAUGGCUGGCUCAACAUGGUUUCUUCCCCAUGAAAAAGAUUGCAUCCUCUGAAGAACUCUCCGCCUCCAUCGAUACGCAGGACAACACUUCUUCAUCGUCAGAAGACGAAGAUCGUUACCAAGAAAGGAAGGGGAAGUUCCUUAUUUGGAGCUCACUUGAUGAAGAAGAUCAAAAGAAGAAGAUGAGCAAAGCCGAGGCUGAGAAGAAGCAGCAGGGACAACUCGAUCUGUGGAGCUCAAUUAUAUGUCAAAAGGCCAAUGAAGAGGGCCACAAGGCAGUUGAUACAGCAGCACCUUAUGUUCAUCCUCUUGUGAAGAAACAAUCAAGCGCUUUGACUGUAAAGAGCCUUGAAGUGUGCACUGAGAGUCUCGGAUCGGAGACUGGCUCUGAAGGGUUUUCAUUGUACCCGCCUUCGGAGACUGGUGACAUAGAAGUACUGGACAAAGAACAGGAAGAAGAUCGAGCUGAGGUUCCACGACAACAGGAAGAAGAAAAAGAAAAAGUACCGGUGGCACAAGCAUUUGACGGGGAAGAAUUUCGAGUUGUCAAGUACAACUCUGCUGCCAGUAAGAAGUUGCCUCCAACUCGAUCAUUCCCUCCGCCCCUUCCUUCUUUGUCAGGAUGUGACGGGACAUCUGUUCGCAUGAGGACUCAUCGCAACAACGGACGAGUAGUCCUUGAAGCUGUGUCCAUGCCUUCACCAAAUAACUUCCGUGCCCAACGCCAAGAUGGUCGCCUUGUCCUCACUUUUCUUGCUACUACUCCAAGCUCUUGUGAGGUGACUGAGAGUGAAGAGGUUGUUGAUAAAGAAGAGCAAAGUAGAGAGGAAGACUUUGAGGAGAAUUUUGUGAACUUUCAGGAAGGAGGGGAGGAAAAAGAAAGUGAAAAAAGUGAUGAUGACGAUGAUGGUGAUGAUGAUGAUGAGGAGGAGAAAGCAACAAAAGAAAAUGGAAUCAAAGAAAUAGAAAUUGUGAUGGAGGAAGCACCAAAAGUGCUAACAAGUAGGGUGACAAAUGUUCAUAGGCUAGCACUAAUGAUGAAUAAGCCCAUUGGGUUUGCUAAUAAGACUCAUGGGUGGGCUAACAAGUUCAAUGAAGUAGUGAAGUAUGGAGGGGAUGAUGAGGAGGCGGAAGUAGUGGAGCCGACCCCACUAGCAAAGUCACUCCCACCCCGGCCCGGCCGGGUGGCACGGUUGAUACCAAAGCCACCCGCGGCAGCAAAAACAGCGGCAGCAGCAGGCUCUUUCAACGCUUACGAGUACUAUUGGCGCACCAAGCCCACAGCAACAGCGGCUCUUAAUCCUCUUCCACAAGCAACGUCCCAAUCCCUCAAGAGCAAUGGCUUUGUGUCCAAGAAUCAAGUGGCAAAUGAUCAGCAACAAUUGCUCGUUUUGAGAGGGAACAAAGGGGAUCACUUGGCUCCUUUUUCAAAGGGUUGCAAAGAGCCUAGAAGGUCUCUUCUUUUUUGGGAGCCUUAUUGCAUUGCCACCUCUUGA
Messenger RNA from Prunus armeniaca (apricot), 1641 nucleotides. NCBI's taxonomy places the organism in Eukaryota, Viridiplantae, Streptophyta, Magnoliopsida, Rosales, Rosaceae. The record is from the annotation of a GenBank genome assembly.